Molecule: messenger RNA, 773 nt
Organism: Rhododendron vialii
Lineage: Eukaryota; Viridiplantae; Streptophyta; Magnoliopsida; Ericales; Ericaceae
Product: histone H3.3-like
Exons: 5
Coding region: 210-629 (139 amino acids)
Cellular component (GO): nucleosome
Molecular function (GO): protein heterodimerization activity; structural constituent of chromatin; DNA binding
Source: RefSeq, a predicted model, not a curated record
AACCACAACGUUAACUGGAAAAAAACCCGCCCCUAACCGCCUCAUACGAAGCCUAUAAAUACUGCCACUAAUCUUACCACCUUCUUCAUAAUCACUCUUCCUUCCUUCCUUCUGUUUGUUUCUCGGGAAAAAAAAAAAAAAAGAAGCAGCAACAUUCUCGCUCUUUCUUUCUCGAGUUCCUUCAAUUCUUCCAACACAAGAAUUUUCAGAUGGCUCGUACAAAGCAAACUUGUCGCACUUUUGGUGGAGGAAAGCGGCUAAGGAAGCAUAUUGCGGCCAAGGUAAUGCGCAAAAAAACUGUGCCGGCUUUUGGAGGAGUGAAGAAGCCCCACCGAUACAGAGCCGGAACUGUUGCUCGUCGCGAAAUUCGCAAGUACCAGAAGACUACCGAUCUCCUGAUUAGGAAGCUUCCAUUCCAGAGGCUUGUUCGUGAGAUUUCCCAGGUCUUCAAGGCGGAUCUGAGGUUCCAGAGCCAUGCAGUGUUGGCAUUGCAGGAGGCAGCAGAGGCAUACCUCGUUGGGCUGUUUGAAGAUACUAAUCUUUGUGCUAUUCAUGCCAAGCGCGUCACCAUCAUGUCCAAAGAUGUUCAGCUUGCAAGGAGGAUCAGGGGUGAGGCUGAGAAGGCUUAGUUUUUUCCGAAAUGGUUGGGUGCUUUGUGAGGCCAAUCUAGUGAAGUAGUCAUAAGUAGAUUUAGGGUUUGUUUAGAUGCUUUGAAAGUAAGUAGUAGUAUGGUGGUGGAUGAUUGUUAUUAGUAGUAGUAAGUAAAAUUGUGG